Molecule: messenger RNA, 1035 nt
Organism: Histoplasma mississippiense
Lineage: Eukaryota; Fungi; Ascomycota; Eurotiomycetes; Onygenales; Ajellomycetaceae
Product: cell division control protein 10
Exons: 6
Coding region: 1-1035 (344 amino acids)
Biological process (GO): cytoskeleton-dependent cytokinesis
Cellular component (GO): cell division site; septin ring; microtubule cytoskeleton
Molecular function (GO): molecular adaptor activity; GTP binding; GTPase activity
Source: RefSeq, a predicted model, not a curated record
AUGGCUUCACCACAAUCCCCAGUUACUCCACAGAGCACCGUCUACCCCAGAAGCCAUGUCGGUUUUGAUAGCAUCACCUCGCAGAUCGAGCGAAAAUUGCUGAAGCGUGGUUUUCAAUUCAACGUUAUCUGCGUGGGUCAAACUGGACUGGGCAAAUCGACCUUGAUCAAUACCAUCUUCGCCUCCCACCUGAUCGAUUCGAAGGGGCGUUUGAGACCAGAUGAGCCUGUGCGUUCAACCACCGAAAUUCAAGCUGUCUCCCAUAUCAUCGAAGAGAACGGCGUACGUCUUCGGUUGAACAUUGUCGACACCCCCGGUUAUGGUGACCAGGUUAACAAUGAUAGAUGCUGGGACCCAAUUGUCAAGUACAUCAAGGAUCAGCACUCCGCCUAUCUCAGGAAGGAACUUACUGCUCAGCGGGAACGCUACAUCCAGGAUACACGUAUCCAUUGCUGCUUGUUCUUUAUCCAGCCUUCUGGACAUGCUCUGAAACCAAUUGAUAUUGUCGUUUUGAAGAAGCUAUCUGAUGUUGUCAAUGUUGUGCCUGUCAUUGCCAAAUCCGAUUCUUUGACCCUAGAAGAGCGACUGGCGUUCAAGGAGAGAAUCAAGGAGGAAUUCUCCUUCCAUAACUUGAAGAUGUACCCUUAUGAUAACGAUGAAUUGGACGAUGAAGAGCGUGCCGUCAACGCUCAAAUCAAGGACAUCAUUCCCUUCGCAGUUGUUGGAAGCGAGAAAUCCAUCAUCGUUGGUGGUAAGCAAGUCCGUGGCCGCCAGAACCGUUGGGGCGUAAUAAACGUCGAAGACGAGAACCAUUGCGAAUUCGUCUACCUCCGCAACUUCCUCACGCGCACCCACCUCCAGGAUCUGAUCGAGACCACCAGCCAGAUCCACUACGAGACCUUCCGCGCGAAACAGCUGCUGGCCCUGAAGGAGAGCAGCGCUACAGCUCACUCUGGCAGCCGACCCAUUAGCCCCUCCGCAGACCGAGAAUUGAGCAAGGGCUCUCAAAGGGUGGCAAUGAACGGCUAUAACUAG